Molecule: messenger RNA, 1956 nt
Organism: Nylanderia fulva
Lineage: Eukaryota; Metazoa; Arthropoda; Insecta; Hymenoptera; Formicidae
Source: RefSeq, a predicted model, not a curated record
GAGUAUUAUAUCUCUACAUUUUAAAUAAAGUAAAAAGGUUUGAUCGCCAGUAAAAAUAAAAACCAAGAUUAGAUAGUAUUAAAUCGACCAACUGGCUAAGGAUGUUAUAUUUUUUAAUUAAUUUUCAAUAUCAUAUUUUUUAUUUGUCAGCUACGUUUCGACCACAGUAUUGGCCCUUCAUCAGGCUACAAUAGAUAAAUCACAAGACUAAAGUUAUAUAAAAAUUGUGACAGAUUCAAAAAACAAUGUUGAAUAAACUAACAUUAAAUUUAUAUUCUACGCGGAUAUAAAUUUAAUUAAUUUUACAUAAGGUUUCGACGAACUUUCUGCCAAGUAUUCCUCGGGAUCAAGCUUUUGGAGCAGAAUUUCGGGACGAAAAACUCUUCGUGAAUCUUCCGAGGAAUCAUGCGAGGCAACAUGGCGAGCCCCAAGCAAUCCGCGAACACGAGAAGCAACGAAGGACACAGGAGGGUCUGUCAAGAACACGCCGAAGAGGACUGUCCGAGCGAGAACGAGCGCGAGUUCGAGUCGCUGGAAUACGAGGAGGACGUUUAUUACUCGAAGCUGACGACGACGCCGAGCUUCGACGACAUCGACGAGCUCGAUGACGAUGAGGUGGACGAACUGGUGAUCCACUGCUGGCGCGAUUCGAACGGCGAGAUCGACGAGAUUGUCGUCGACGACGGCAACCUGGAGGCGGAACUUCCGCCGGAAGCGGGCUCGCACGACGGAAGAGCCAAGAAGAAGAAGAGGAGAUCGAUCCGCGUGAUCUUCCAGGACCUCUCGAAGCCCUACCUCGCCAAGAUUAGCAACAGUCAGAACUACAAGAGGUUCCUGGAGCUGGUAAAAGGAGAAGACGCCUCGCUUCACUCGGCUGGAUCUCUAUCGCCCUCGGAUAGUGUAACAAACGAGCUUCAAGGACUCACCUUGGAGGAGCAAGAAGAACGUAAAGCUGAAUGGAGCGCUCAAUUAGCUAAAGUCGAAGAGGAAAUACAGACUUUGAGACACGUCCUCGCUAACAAGAUCAAGGUUUCGCAGGAUCUGAAGAGGAAGCUGGGUAUCAGCGUUUGGAAAGAGCUCACCGACGAUGUUAAUCAGGGUCUCAAAAAUGUCAAGGAAAGCCACGUUUAUCAGAAUGUCGGCGAGACACUCGGUCGUAUAACCAGGACAGUCUCCGGGAACAAUUUAUACCAAAAAACAGAAUCUGUACUCAAGUCCACAGCUGAAAAGACAACCAGUAUCCUGGGUGGAUUUGGUAGUGGCAUUUCCAUGAAACUAGGCCAGAUGCGCAAUUCCGACAGCUUCCGGUCCUUAGAGGAGAGAGUUGGAUCCGCUUGCGAGAACAUUAAGACGAAAGUUGUGCCUUCGAGAUCCACCUCGACGCAGAGCUUCGACGAGGCUCUCCGGGAAUCCGAAGCAAUGAGGCGUGCAUCUGCGGCUCCGUCGGUCACCAGCCCGACCAUUCCUGAGGACAAACUGCUCUCUUAGAGCCCAACAUUGCCCGAAGCUCGUGCGUCUUCACCGCACGAUAUAAAGUGCUGAUUAUGCACUAUAUCACUAUUGCAUUCGUCUACUGCAAUCGCUAUAGAGGGCCAAACGGCGAUGUAUCCGUGCACGUCGAAUGAAUCGAUAACUUCGUUGACUUUGAUAGCUUCGGAAUCAAGACACUUCGGGUACAAUCGUUCAAGUACUAUCUUAACUCUAUAUCUAAUAAAAAAAAUAUAUAUUUUUCUUGCACGCCCUUUCCACGCCUUUUCCUUCGCAGGAUUGCCUUUUUCUAGGCCAUAUUCAGGACAUCUUUAGACGUAGCGGAAAACGUCUCUUGUAAUUUUUAUAUCUAUAUUCUAUAUUAAAAGAAGAAAAGAAAAAACAAUAUUUCUAAACAAUGACAUGUAUAGAAUUUCUUUUGACAAUUAUUUUUGAUUUGUAAUUAUAAUAAAAAAAUUUAUGCUCGAA